AUGAUUACCGAGCUUUUUACUUCCGGAGAUUUGAGAAAGUUCACCGACAAACACAAUCUUGUAGGUAACACCGCGAUCAAGAAUUGGUCUAGACAGAUUCUAAGUGCGUUGAACUAUCUUCAUGAUCGUAGUAUACUGAUGAUCGUUCAUCGAGAUGUUAAGAUUGAAAACAUUUUCUUUGAUGGAAACUUGGGCACGGUUAAGCUAGGAGAUUUUGGUUUCGCGUGUAAAAUUAAACCGGGAAGAAGUCUAACUAGGUGUGUUGGUACACCAGAAACUAUGGCACCGGAAAUUUUUGAAGCAGAAUAUAAUGAAAAGGUUGAUAUAUUUUCGUUUGGGAUGACUUUAGUACAGAUAGUGACUAAGGAAAAGAUGUACAGCGAAUGCAACAACGACAAGGAGCUGGUUUCCGGAAUGAUUAAGAGGGGUGAAAUGCCUGCCGCGCUAAACAAUGUGGAAGACUCCGAGGUUAGGCAAUUCAUUGAUAAGUGUCUGCGCCCUAAAUCAGAGAGACCUGCGGCAAUUGACCUCCUGAAUGACCCGUUUCUUGCAGACGAUGUUCCUGAAACAUCAAAAGCAAGUAGUAGUGCUAGUAUUCAGACUCUGAGAGAGUCUGUGCGUGAUCAGGUGGCUAGAUUACUGCGUACAGACCACCCUGACAGUACGACACAUAACGUUCCGCCUUCCAGACCACCUCUGGAACGAGAAAGAGAAAUUGAGCGUGGGUGUGAGACCUUUGGGUCACAAAAGGGAACGUCUGAGACUGUUUCGCCAUCUAGGACACACGAGAAAUCGAGUGAUACCUAG
Messenger RNA from Chenopodium quinoa (quinoa), 807 nucleotides. RefSeq names its product serine/threonine-protein kinase WNK8-like. NCBI's taxonomy places the organism in Eukaryota, Viridiplantae, Streptophyta, Magnoliopsida, Caryophyllales, Amaranthaceae. The coding region runs from base 1 to 807 and encodes 268 amino acids. The record is from RefSeq and is a predicted model, not a curated record. Gene Ontology annotation, biological process: intracellular signal transduction; protein phosphorylation. Gene Ontology annotation, molecular function: ATP binding; protein serine/threonine kinase activity. Gene Ontology annotation, cellular component: cytoplasm. The transcript has a single exon.